AUGGGCACCCUUGAAGAUCGCGCAGUCAUUGCUAUUCACGAGAAAUUCCAUAGUUUGCCGAGGAAGAGCAAGCCCAGAACAUUUACGAACGGUAGUCAGGAGUGGGUGCCACUUAGCGGUAUUGUAGUCAUUGGAAAGGAUGGAGCCAUCACAUGUUUGGCCUUAGGCACUGGGAUGAAAUGCUUACCAGGUUCACAAUCCUUGCUUCUCGACAGCGGCACUGUCCUUCAUGACUGGCACGCCGAGAUCCUUGCCAUACGAGCCUUCAAUUAUUUCCUUCUCCAGGAGUGCCAUCAACUCGCCUCUUGCGCCAAUUACACGUCACCCAUCCUUCGACGGAGACAAGCGCGUGAGCUGUCCGAAGUCCAGAAUUCGCAGCCCUUCAGUAUUCGCGAGGAUCUGAGGAUCAUGAUGUAUUGCUCUGAAGCACCAUGCGGAGACGCAAGUAUGGAGCUGGUGAUGGAAGCGCAAGCCGACCCCACACCAUGGCCCGUGACUGCCUCAAACGAGAAAGCUGCAUCAGGCUUCCUCGGUCGCGGAUCAUUCUCGCAGCUAGGCGUUGUAAGACGGAAACCCUCUCGAGCGGACAGCCCAAUCACCUUGUCUAAGUCAUGUUCAGACAAGCUGGCACUCAAGCAAUGCACAUCCCUGCUAUCAUCGCCAGUUUCGCUUCUAAUUUCGCCUGGAAAUGCAUACAUUGACACCCUUAUCCUACCGUAUCACCGGUACAGGCCAGAAGCUUGUGAGAGAGCCUUUGGACCUGCAGGGCGUAUGUUGCCUGUUGAUAAUUCAACUUGGCUUGCGGGCUAUCAAUUUCGCCCGUUUCGAGUGGAGACUGCAGAGAUUGAUUUUCACUAUUCACGGAGAGUCGCAGGUACAAACCUGAAUGGUCGCAAGGGCUCAAACAUCUCAGCUGUGUGGACACCACGCCAUCAAGAAACUCUGAUCAACGGCGUCCUGCAGGGUCGCAAGCAAACGGAUCCACUCGGGGCUAGUGCAUUGUCAAGGAUGCAGAUUUGGAAUCUCCUUGUGGAGACAAUCGGUUUAAUCGACGCCCUUCCGCCGAGAAAUUUUCUUAAAAUGUCCUCGUACCUAGAUAUGAAAAAAUCAGAUGGGUUGGAGCAUAGACGACGUGUUAAAGAUGAUGUAAAAAGCGAGGCUCUCAAGGGUUGGAGCAAUGAAUCGUCCAACACCCUUUUCGAGGAGGCAGUGCGACCUUGA
Letharia columbiana is the source of this 1221-nucleotide messenger RNA. RefSeq lists its product as uncharacterized. Gene Ontology annotation, biological process: tRNA wobble adenosine to inosine editing. The transcript has 2 exons. Gene Ontology annotation, molecular function: RNA binding; tRNA-specific adenosine-37 deaminase activity. The record is from RefSeq and is a predicted model, not a curated record. The coding region runs from base 1 to 1221 and encodes 406 amino acids. NCBI's taxonomy places the organism in Eukaryota, Fungi, Ascomycota, Lecanoromycetes, Lecanorales, Parmeliaceae.